CACUCGCAAUUGGCUCGGUAGUGGCAUGUUUUCACUAUGAAAAACCGCAACAUCCGCGCUACCUGAUCGAAAGUCUAUUACCUAUUUUACCUAAGUGUACAGAUCAACAAAAUCACAGGCUAUGCCACCCCCCGGGCUUCUAGGAACCCCCACGGAGAAAGAGAAGGGCUGAUCCCUGACCCCCUGCUGCUGUACCCCCCAACCAUCCCCCUCCCUCCACUCCCCCUCUCCUCCCCCAGCCACACCCAGUCCUGUCCUAGCCCCUCCCCACACACCCCCCCCCAGACCUGCCACCUCCGUCUCCAUGGCUACAGGAGGCGGAGCCUCUGAGACAGAUGUGUUGGUUAACCUGCAGCAGGUAAAGGUGGUGGAGGAGGAUGAGGAGGAAGAGGAGGAGGAGGGGAGCUGGGAGAAGGCUUUGUCUGUGGAGAGGUUUGGUGACAUCAUCUCAGACUCCUCCUGUGGUGGAGAGAAGAUGGGGCGCAACUACAACGAGAAGGACUUUGAGUAUCACAGACACACCUUUCAUCACACCCACCACCCCCUGUCCACCCACCUGCCCCCGACCCAGCGCCUGCGCAGGAGGGCCCUGAGCAUGGACCGCCGCCGCAAGAAGAAGCGCAAGAAGAAGAAGACGUCCAUGCCGCCCUCCGAGGUCACGCCCACCAUCCAGGAGGAGGACGAGGAGGAGGCCGGGGAGGAGGCUGAAGGCCUUGCAUCCACACCCUUGGAGAUACCUGAGGACCAAUCACAGUUCAGUCUGGGGAGCGAGGAGGACUUAGCACCCCCCCUCCCGCCAACCACCACCUUCCACGUGGAGAGAGAACAGCCUCCAGAGGGCGCUCCAGCGGAGGAGAAGGAGGAGGAAGGAGUGACACCAGAGCAGGUGGAGGAGGAGUCACCCAACAGGUUCCCGCCGUCGGCCGACCUGGGUCCGGCCGUGACCACGCUGGGCUGGUUCCGCCGGAGGCCGUCCCCCCAGCGGGCAGCCGGGGCGCAGCGGGCCAGCUACGACCUGCGGGAGCGCGUCUGCAUCGGCAGCAUGACCGCCCUGGAGACGGCCGUCUACCAGAAGGUUCCCACUGACGAGGCCGAGGCCCAGAUGCUGGCCAGCGCCGACCUGGAUGACAUGAAGAGUCACAGGUUCGAAGACAACCCAGGGGUGAGGCGUCACCUGGUGAAGAAGUCAUCGCGAUGCCAGCUCCCCCACAGCAGCACCAGCUCCCUCCCGCUGUCCAGCCUGAAGAAGAAGAGGAAGGUGUCAGAGAAGAAGACCCACGAGGUGUUUGUGGAGCUGAACGAGCUGAUCGUGGAUAAGAACAAGGACAUGCGCUGGAAGGAGACGGCUCGCUGGAUCAAGUUUGAGGAGGACGUGGAGGAGGACACAGAGCGCUGGGGGAAGCCUCACGUGGCCUCGCUGUCCUUCAGGAGCCUGCUGGAGCUACGCAGGACCAUCACUCACGGAGCCAUUCUGCUGGACCUGGAGAAGAACACGCUACCAGGCAUCGCGCACCUGGUGGUGGAGACCAUGAUCAUCUCAGACCAGAUACGAGCUGAAGACCGUGCCAAUGUGCUCCGAGCUCUGCUCCUCAAACACAGCCAUCCCAACGACGAAAAAGAGGGCCUCUUCCACCGCAACCACUCCACCAACAGCCUUUACAGCAGCUUCCACCGCAACCACAACCAUGUCCCGGACGCCGCCCUGCCCCUGGUGUCGGAGGACCACGUGGACCUCCACGAGACCAAAGCAGGGGAGCAUGAAAAAGAGGUGUUUGUGAGCUUGUUUAAAUCCCUUCACCCCAUUCCUGUCGACAGCCAUCAGGUUGCCAGAUCCAUGAAACUCCUGGCCAAAAUCCCCAAGGAUGCCGAAGCAACUGUGGUAUUAGUGGGCUGCGUGGACUUUCUGGAGCAGCCGGCGAUGGCCUUCGUCAGACUGAACGAGGCCGUCCUCCUCGAGUCGGUUCUGGAAGUACCGGUGCCGGUCCGCUUCUUGUUCGUGCUGCUGGGGCCCAACCAGUCCAACCUGGACUACCACGAGAUCGGACGCUCCUUCUCUACUCUCAUGUCUGACAAGAACUUUCACGAGGUGGCGUACUUCGCAGACGACAGACAGGACCUUCUGAAUGGCAUCAACGAGUUCCUGGACUGCAGCAUUGUCAUCCCACCGUCGGACGUGGAGGGUAAAGACCUUCUGAAGACCGUGGCCUCCUUCCAGAAACAGAUGUUACGCAAGAGGAAGGAGCGGGAGAUCAAGAAGCACCAGAUCACCACACCGGGGGCCGACCUGGAUACUAAAGAGGCGAGCCAGGAUGAGCAGGAGGAGGAGGAGGAGUUGGAGGUCGACCCUCUAAAACGCUCUGGGAUUCCCUUCGGAGGUCUGAUUCACGACAUCCGCCGGCGCUACCCGCGCUACGUCAGCGACCUCAAGGACGCCGUGGACGUCCAGUGUGUCGCAGCUGUCAUCUUCAUCUACUUUGCUGCUCUGUCCCCCACCAUCACCUUUGGAGGACUGCUGGGAGAGAAAACAGAAGGCAUGAUGGGAGUUUCUGAGCUCAUCAUCUCCACGGCUACCCUGGGUGUUCUAUUUUCUCUGUUGGCGGGACAACCCCUCCUCAUCAUCGGUUUCUCAGGACCCCUGCUCGUGUUUGAGGAGGCCUUCUACAAGUUCUGCCAGUCCCAGGGCUUUGAGUACCUGACCGGCCGCGUGUGGAUCGGGUUCUGGCUCAUCUUCAUCGUCCUGGUGAUGGUUGCUGCUGAGGGCAGUUUCCUGGUGCGCUACAUCUCACCCUUCACCCAGGAGAUCUUCGCCUUCCUCAUCUCUCUUAUCUUCAUCUACGAGACCUUCUCGAAGCUCAUCAAGGUGUUCCAGGAGCAUCCUUUGAUGAGGAACUACCCUCCGUUCCACCAGGGGUUCCCUGACCUGGCCAGCGUGCUGGGCGGGCUGCUCCACGAGGAGGGGCCGGUCCUGAACCAGCCCAACACCGCCCUGCUCUCCCUGGUGCUCAUGCUCGGAACCUUCUUUGUGGCUUUCUUUCUCAGGAAGCUCCGAAACAGCCGUUUCCUGGGCGGGAAGGCAAGAAGAAUCAUUGGGGAUUUUGGAAUUCCCAUCUCCAUCCUGUUCUCUGUCAUGCUUGAUUACUCCAUUCCUGAUACUUAUACUCAGAAGCUGAACGUGCCUUCUGGCUUCUCCGUCACGUCUCCUGACAAGCGCGGCUGGUUCAUCAGUCCGUUCGGAGACAAACACCCGUUCCCUGCCUGGAUGAUGGGGGCGUCCAUCAUCCCUGCGCUGCUCGUCUUCAUCCUCAUCUUCAUGGAGACGCAGAUUACCUCGCUGAUCGUCAGUAAGAAGGAGCGUCGCCUGGUGAAAGGCUCGGGGUUCCACCUGGACCUGCUCCUGAUCGUCACCCUGGGGGCUGUUUGCCCGCUGUUCGGCCUGCCCUGGCUGACGGCCGCCACGGUCCGCUCCGUCACGCACGUCAACGCGCUGACGGUGAUGAGCAAGGCCACGGCGCCCGGGGAGAAGCCCAUGAUCCAGGAGGUGAAGGAGCAGAGGGUGACGGGCCUGGUCGUGUCCGUGCUCGUGGGAAUGUCCAUCGUGAUGACUGAUCUUCUCCGCCACAUCCCAUUGGCUGUACUGUUUGGCAUCUUCCUGUACAUGGGCGUCACGUCGCUCACAGGCAUCCAGCUGUACGAGCGCAUCACCCUCAUGGUCACUCCCGCCAAGCACCACCCCGACCACAUCUACGUCACCAAGGUGAAGACCUGGCGUAUGAACAUGUUCACCAUCAUCCAGCUGAUGUGCAUCGUGCUGCUGUGGGUGGUGAAGUCCACCGUGGCCUCGCUGGCCUUCCCCUUCAUCCUCAUCCUCACCGUGCCUCUCCGACGCCUUGUCCUCGCCAGGAUCUUCGAGGAGCGAGAGCUCCAGGCGCUUGACUCCGACGAGGAAUCCCCUAACUUUGAUGAGGAUGGGCGGGAUGAGUAUAAUGAAAUUCACAUGCUUGUCUAGUAAGGUCCGGUCUACUACACUCUCUCCUGACCUGGUAGAGCGGCUCCUACACAGACCAUUUACAGCCUGUUUGGACGAAAACCACAAGUCUGGGUAGCUAAGUCAGAGUUCAGUAAGGAUCUGUCCAAUAGAAAACCUUGUAUAUACAGAAUAUUCCAUUACCCCUUGAAUCUACAAACACACUAAUCGUACACCCCUAUUUAUGUAAUUAUUUAUAUUUUUUCCUUCAUCGAGAGAUUAUUUUGUCUAUCCCACUAUUUAUCAGCAUGAUGAAUUCUGAUGUGUAAAAGGACCAAGGACCAAGGUAAUCCAGACCCACCUCCUCCUCAACACCUGCCUCCUACUGGGAUUAGCUCUCUUCCCUUUAAAGGUCAACUUCUAAACAGGGACUGAGCUUGAGUGCAUCGACUGUGACCUCCGAGCCCUGCAGUGUGUUUGUUGAACCGGAUCUCAUCCACACUGCAGCUACCAAGUAGACUGCUCUGAAAGGACAGGUUUGAAGAGAACAGCUCUGGUGCGACAGCUCCGGCUGUCUCAGACAAGUUCACUGCCUCAGAUUUUGAACUGCCUUCUCCCCUGUUACUGUGAAGGCGUUAGUUAAGGUAACAGCCUGACUAGCCAGAUUACUGUGCAAUUCCUUUCAGAUCACUGUAAAUGUUGACCCCAAAUGAACUGCACUGCCACACCAGUUCCAUGGAAAAAUAUAGAUACAUUGAGCCUUCAUGGUGCCCUGAAAUCCACUGAAGACUGAUUUAGACAAAUGUCUAUUUCAGGUUGGAAUUGUGUCCUACCUAAGCAGUCAGUCCAAUUACUUUAAAUGCUGAACUGUACAAGUUGUAUCUGCAUUGUUUUCCACUAGUUAGAUUUCAAUUGUACAUGUUUUUUUCUUUCAUCAAUUGUCAUUUGUCACUUUAACCUGACAGUCUGGAGUGUCACCCCUUUUAUAUUUCCUUGUGAUUUCUCUGUAUUCUAGUGGAAUAUUAUCCUGCCUGGUUUGUAUGAAGCCAUAUCUAAGUGUGGGAUGAUAUGGGUUUCAUUUCUCACUGUGCAAUUCGCUUUGUGUGCUGAACAGGUUUCCUGGUCAUUUUCUCUCUCUGCUAACAGCUUGGCGGUUAAACUCAAGACUGAUUGAAACUAGUGUUGGCUCGUUUCCAGGUCUGAGAAUGUUCCGCACAAGCUAAGAGAAAUGUCUGGGAGGAACUAUAUUGCUGGAAAGGUUUUCUGACCCAACUUUUACAUCACAGUCACCGUUGGUUUGUGCUGUGUUUCAGGAAGGUUGUGAUGGUCACUUUCAGAUGGUCACCAUAGGACAGUUAGUGACAUGUGCUGGUGUUGGAGGUGGGUUCAGGAGAACGUGUUAUCUUCCUAACGUUAGGCUUCGGGGGUGUACCACACAUUCCACACAUUCUGACGGUUAUGACAUUCAGGAAGGUGUCAGACGUUCCACACAGAUGUUGACUAUCAGAUGUAGGUUUUAAAUGAGCUGAAAUCCAAAAGAGAUUCUACCAACAUGGCUAAACUCUGGAAUUAACAGAUCCGGAAAUUUUAAAAUAAAUUGACCCUUGAGCCACAACUUUUUCCCUGAAAUUACGUUUGAUGUCCCCUUUGUGUACAUAAAGUAGUUGACUUUGCUGAGUGAAGUGAACAUUUUGUGUUCUACUGUCGUUUAUCUUUAAGUUGAUAUUCAUUUAGCAGACUCUUUUAUCCUAAGUGACAUGCUGUUCUUGAGUGCUUUUAACCUACCAGCAGACGGAGAAAUGUAAUAUUUGAGUUAUUUUGGUUGUUGCCCUGGUGGUGGUGGUGUCAGAGUGGUGGUGGUGUAAGAGUAGACUGUGUCAGAGUGGUGGUGGUGGUGUCAGAGUGGUGGUGGUGUCAGAGUAGACUGUGUCAGAGUGGUGGUGUUCAGCAGUGUCACUUGAACGAGGCCCUCACCUCCAUGACCCUGACCCACCACAGUCUAAAUAUGAAGGUCUGUAGCGUCGCGUCAACAUCAUCUCAGACGGAAGUGGCUGUAUUCUGAGGCUAGUUCAGUCAGCAUGUGUGAAGUGUUGCAGCAACAGGGGAACGUGUGUGCUGCUUCCACCCACACCGGGUCAAAAGGAGAGACGGGAGCUCUCUGUCCUUUAAGGGAAGUCCAAAGGUCGUUGUUGUUUGAGAAUACAAGCGUGCCAAGGCGAGUUCACCAGGUUCCGUCGCCUUCUACCAACAUGCCAGAUAUGCAGACCCCCUGCAUCUAGGACCACAGGUGUUACUGUUGAACCACCAUUAGCUAGACUCCUUUUGGUGAGAAUCGAAAGAUCUUUUCGUUUCUUUUGACAGCAUGUACCUGCCAUGGAUCUCAUCUGUCGUAUGCCAGAUUGUAAAUGAUAAAAAGCUAGACAAUCAGAUAUGUAUGCCAUAAUUAACUGUGUAUGUGUCCGUGACAUUAAUCUCUCCACUCAUGGAAUGUUGCUAGCAUUGUUAUCUCCCUUCAGACUUUUGUUGUUGUUCCGCUGUUUCACUCACUCUUCUCUUGUACAGGUCGCUCACAGUGUUGAAACAGUCACCCUCUCAAUCAGCAUUUUCUAUCAGAGUUGCCACACAGUAGGUCAACACUCUCUUUGCUUGGACAGUUCACUUUCCGUGAAGGUCAUCCUUCUGAACCUUUAAGAUACCAACACAAUAUUAUUGUAUGACCCAACCUGUCAUCAGUGCACUGAAGACAAACUUUCUCUAUGAGGGGAAAUGUCUUGUGUCUCCAUAUGGGUGACAAAUUACAUAGGAAUGUGCAUGAUGUGUACAUGCCAGCGUCUGUGGAGAAGAAACAUGCUGGAUGCCAUGUUUCUUCCUCAGACAGUACAGUUACACAUGAACACAACACAACAUGUUGCCUGGCAGUUUUGAAGAUGUGCAAACAUCUUUCUUUUGAGUUUAUUUUACGGUAAAUUAAGCUUAAGUUAGCAUUAGCAAUACUGAAAAGUACUUGUGUCAUGUGAAUACUUGAAUAGCAGUCCUACUAUUAUUAUAAAGAGGUUUUAAAACUACUGAACAAGAAAUUGUUAUUUUUUGUCUGAAAAUAAAUAUUUAUUAUGUGUUUCAA
Osmerus eperlanus (European smelt) is the source of this 7085-nucleotide messenger RNA. It is a transcript of the gene slc4a3, whose product is annotated as solute carrier family 4 member 3. Gene Ontology annotation, biological process: monoatomic anion transport; bicarbonate transport; regulation of intracellular pH. The transcript has 24 exons. Gene Ontology annotation, molecular function: solute:inorganic anion antiporter activity; monoatomic anion transmembrane transporter activity. The record is from RefSeq and is a predicted model, not a curated record. NCBI's taxonomy places the organism in Eukaryota, Metazoa, Chordata, Actinopteri, Osmeriformes, Osmeridae. Gene Ontology annotation, cellular component: plasma membrane. Bases 305 to 4006 code for a protein of 1233 amino acids.